AUGGCUGAAGCUGCUCGACAGAGACCUAAACCACGACCUCGGGCUCGAGCUCCGGCAUCUGUCUCUACAGAGUCUGCAACGGGCCUGUCUGAUGUCAACGUAACGACUCAGAAUAGUGCUGUUCCUGCCAAAGCACCGGUGAACGCGGUCGAUGACGAUGACGAUGACCUCUUCGCCUACCGUCGUCGCCUCAUGCGCAAACUCGCCAGUCAAACCAUCAAGGACCCCUCUCCCCCUCCCUCUGUUCCCGCUCAAGGUUCCGGUUCUGAACAAGAAGAGUCAAGUGGCAGGAAGAGGAAACGGAGCAAGAAGAAGGGCGAGGCGGACUGGGUCAGGAGCGGUGUCAAUUUGGCCUCGGACAAGGCCGUCGGAGAGAGCGAGGAAGCGUCUGACGAAGACGAGGUGGAGGACGAGGACAGAGGGGUAGAUAAAGGUUCCAAAGGCUCAACAUCAGCAAACCGGAAGAGCACACCGAGUGAUCCACCUGGGGAACCCUUGACGAGCCCCCUUUCUGCUACCAAUCCCCAUACAGGUGCACCAGCACCCGUUCAUAUGCCUGACUCGGACUCGGACGACGACGAAGCAGACGUUUCCCUCCCAGCCCCGGAUCCUGAUCUUAUCGCCAAGAUCCAGGCUAGACACCUCACAGCGAAAGCUCUGAGCGGUUCCGAUGUCCGAUUCGGCGGGGAAUCCUCGCUCGGUACGGGGUCGAAGUGCCAAGUGAUGGUCGAACCUAAGAUUGAUCCUGGGAAGGCGGUGGAUAUGGGAGUAGUCGAAAGAGGGAAGUGGGAGACCAAGAAAGCUUUUGAUGCGCCACGAGACGAACCGUUGACCUUGAUCUACGAGACCUUGGGCCAAGCUCUAGGAAUCUCAAAUCCAUCGAGUAACAUCAUCAUGGAAUUCGACAAUGGGACCCGGAUAUGGUCAUGCUACGCUACUCCUAAUUCACUCAAGUUUCCGGAUUCGACAAUUACGCUCUUCGCAUACGAGAGAAGCCACUAUGAGCAGGUCGAGACCGCCCGUAAAGAAGCAGAACGCAUUCGGUUCCAGAAUCGAGUAGCGAACAACGAAAAAUCAUCGACCCCUGAACCAACGGCGUCUUCCGCUCAGACCACAGCACAUGCACCAAUAUCACGUCCGGGAUCUCUGGCAAUCAAAGUGCCAGCCGUUACCAAAGCAACGAUACCAAGUACGGAGCCUAUCGAGAUCGAUUCGGAUUCAGAGCCGGAAACUCGAGUUACUCAGCCAGUCCAAAGGGCAGCGGACUAUUCUUCCGACAUCGAGAUCCUUGACUCAGCCCCUAAACCAACCGCCUUUAUGCUCGCUCCCCGCCAUGCCGAUACGGCAGGAUCAGAGCCGCCGACGACCCCCUCGAGCAUCUCCGUUCAGAUUCGGGGUCAGGAAGGCGAGUUGACGGGCAAUGUGAGCUCGACCACGACCUAUGACGCGGUCAUCAAAUAUUACGCUAGCAAGAUGUCGAUCCCCGUCGAGCUACCUGCGACAGGCAGAGGGAAGAACAGGGUACCGGGGAAGAAGCUGAAGAUCGAUUUCGAUGGGGACCUGUUUGACGGAGCAGGAAAGAUCCUCGAGCUCGAUCUUGAUGGCGGCGAGACAUUAGACAUCAAAUACGUAUGA
Molecule: messenger RNA, 1635 nt
Organism: Filobasidium floriforme
Lineage: Eukaryota; Fungi; Basidiomycota; Tremellomycetes; Filobasidiales; Filobasidiaceae
Exons: 4
Coding region: 1-1635 (544 amino acids)
Source: RefSeq, a predicted model, not a curated record